Messenger RNA from Dacryopinax primogenitus, 819 nucleotides. Its product is annotated as signal recognition particle SRP19 subunit. The transcript has 4 exons. Bases 1 to 819 code for a protein of 272 amino acids. Gene Ontology annotation, molecular function: 7S RNA binding. Gene Ontology annotation, biological process: SRP-dependent cotranslational protein targeting to membrane, signal sequence recognition; SRP-dependent cotranslational protein targeting to membrane. NCBI's taxonomy places the organism in Eukaryota, Fungi, Basidiomycota, Dacrymycetes, Dacrymycetales, Dacrymycetaceae. The record is from RefSeq and is a predicted model, not a curated record. Gene Ontology annotation, cellular component: signal recognition particle, endoplasmic reticulum targeting.
AUGCCGCCCCGUGCCUUCAUAGAAGAAGAGUUUGACGACGAUACUGAUCUUCCACUCCCUACUCAUUCACUGCCUAAUACCGGCACCCGUGGUCCACUCCUGCAGGAGAUCGACUCCGAAGAGGAUGAAGAUGUUGCGGACGAGGACGAUGAGGAGGAGUAUGAUCCCAGGGAAGAAGUCAUCGCGAGCGGGAGUGGCAGCCGGACCUCUGUGCCUGCGCAACAGCAGUCUGGGAAAGGUCCGUUGAUGAACAGGGAGACGACGAAGACAUGGACAACACUCUACCCGAUAUACAUCGACGCAAAGCGUCCUCUUCACAAGAAUGAGAGAAGGAUACCCCGCGCUAAAUCUGUAUGGUGGCCUCUGAGCUCCGAUAUGGGUGAAGCUUGCGCACGACUCGGGUUUAACACUUUACAUGAUCAAGGGAAACGACACCCAAAAGACUGGGAAAACCCAGGCCGAGUCAAAGUACAGUUCAAGAAGGACGGCAGGCUCGUCAAUCCGUCCAUACCAACCAAAAAGAAGCUCCUUCUCCACGUUGCCGCCUACGUCCAGUCCAAGCGACCUCAGUUCGUGCCGACUCCGGAAUCCCUCGUUCCGCGUAAGAACGCCAGAGGGAUGACCAAAGUGCCUCUCCCUCCCUCACCCGCACCGGCGAUCCCCCAGCGGCUGCCGGCCAAUUCGCCCAUCGUAGAGACGGGCAUGUUGGUAGAGAGCAUGAAACAAACUUUAGCGAAUGAGAAAACUCAGCAGGCGCAAGCGCAGGUAGAGGGUACCGGAGGAAAGGGGAAGAGGAAGGUCAUUAGGGUGCGGGCAUAG